Messenger RNA from Monosiga brevicollis MX1, 1386 nucleotides. RefSeq lists its product as uncharacterized. NCBI's taxonomy places the organism in Eukaryota, Choanoflagellata, Craspedida, Salpingoecidae. The transcript has 3 exons. Gene Ontology annotation, molecular function: metalloendopeptidase activity. Bases 1 to 1386 code for a protein of 461 amino acids. Gene Ontology annotation, biological process: CAAX-box protein processing. Gene Ontology annotation, cellular component: endoplasmic reticulum membrane. The record is from RefSeq and is a predicted model, not a curated record.
AUGGAGUCACUGGGCGUGUGGAUGGAGACGGUCAAGGAGGCGCCCCUGUUUUGGGGGAGCUUGGGAUUGACCACCUCCAUUUGGCUGCUGGAUAGUCUGUAUUUGACUGGACGUGAGCGUGCUGCCUGUCGCCGGAUGUCCGUGCCGGCACCCCUGGCCGGUCGUGUUUCGCAGGAGGAUUUUGAUAGCGCCCGUGAAUAUCGCUACGAGUCCCUCUCCUUUUCUCUCCUCAAGUCCUCGAGCGACUUUAUUGUGUCGACGGGCUUGCUCAUUGCCGGUUUCAUGCCCUUCUCCUGGCACCUGUCUGGCCAAGUGUCAGAAGCGCUGGGCCUGCCGCCGGCCACACACCCCAUCUGUCACUCGAUCGUGUUUAUGACCCUGACCUCGCUCUUUGACUUUGUUUCGGAUCUGCCCUGGCGCAUCUACGAGACCUUCUCGCUCGAGGCUCGCCACGGCUUCAACAAGCAGACCCCGGCGUUCUUCCUUAAGGAUCAAAUCAAGAUGCUCGGCGUCAACCUUGCCCUCGUCAGCCUUCUCCUCUCCGCCUUUCUCAAGGUGAUCGAGUGGGCCGGCGACAACUUCUUUUUCUAUCUCUGGCUCACGGCCACAGCCAGUAGCGUCGUGCUGGUUUUGGUUUACCACGACUUUAUUGCCCCCCUCUUUGACACCUACACUGAGCUGCCCCACGGCGACUUGCGCACGGCCAUCGAGGCCCUGGCCUCCAGUCUCAAGUUCCCCCUCACCAAGCUCUAUCUGGUUCACAACUCAGUUCGCAACAGCCAUUCCAACGCCUACUUUUAUGGCUGGGGCUCCAACAAGCGGAUCGUGCUCUUUGAUACUCUCCUCGACGCCAAACUCCGUGAGCAGGUCACCUCUGAGACGGAGGGGGCUGUGGCCGAGGCGGACGAUCAGGCAAAGGCCGGCGGUUGCAGCAUCCCUCAAAUCGUGGCCGUCCUGGCCCACGAGCUGGGCCACUGGCAACAUGGACAUGUCUACAAGACGUUUUUGCUGCAGCAGCUCUAUUUUUGCGGUAUCUUCUACCUCUUCCAACGCCUCUAUGGCGUGGAUGCCAUCUUUGAACAAUUCGGCUUUGCCAACGAACGCCCAACCCUCAUCGCCAUGACCAUCAUCUUUGGCUACAUCCUCUCACCCCUCAACACCAUCUGGAGCAUCGUCCUGACCGCUUUCACUCGCCGUGCCGAAUUCGAGGCGGACGCCUUUGCCGUGAAGCUGGGACAGGGCGAGGCCCUGUGUGAAGGUCUCAUCAAGCUGUCUGCCGAUAACAAGUCCUACCCAGUGCAUGAUUGGCUUUACAGCGCCGUGCACCACAGCCACCCUCCCAUCCUGCAGCGCCUGGCUGCCAUUCGCAGUAAGAAGCAGCAGUAG